Molecule: messenger RNA, 375 nt
Organism: Gossypium arboreum
Lineage: Eukaryota; Viridiplantae; Streptophyta; Magnoliopsida; Malvales; Malvaceae
Exons: 2
Coding region: 1-375 (124 amino acids)
Source: RefSeq, a predicted model, not a curated record
AUGGUGGCCGACGCGUUGAGUCGUAGGGUUAAGUUGGACUUGAUGGCUAUGCUCACCCGUUUAACCUUGUUGGAUGAUGGUAGCUUGUUGGAUGAGCUUCAAGUAAAACUAGUACAAGUAAAAAAUGGGGAGACGUCAAACUUUGGGAUAAAUAGUGAUGGAGUGUUGUGUUUCCGUGAGAGAAUGUGUAUACCGAAGGAUGAGGAUCUAAGGCAGGCUAUUCUACGGGAAGCACAUAGCAAUCUCUAUGCUAUGCAUCUUGGUGGAAACAAGAUGUAUCAGAAUUUGCAUGAGCUUUAUUGGUGGCCUGGAAUUAAGUGCGAGGUUAUGGAGUUCGUAAGUAAAUGCUUGGUUUGUCAAAAGGUCAAGGUGUAA